UGGUUGCUUUUCGUGUUUUUCUUCAUAAAUGUCACUUCUGACGCAAGAGCUGCCUCCACAGAAAGGAACUCAGAUUCGCUGGAAGUGGUCAUUUUUAAUUCUUCGUCAAAAAAACCCGAGCACACCCAAGCAGACAGAAAUUGUCACACAGUUGCAGGAAUGGAAACAAUUUGUGAACCUUACUUGCGGUGUUAUUUUAACAACUCACCAGCAUGGACUGCAGUAAAAUGCAAUCGCAAUAGAUUAUAUGACAUGCUAUGUUGUUCUGAUGGGCUACAGGAUGGAAGUAUACCGAGUACGUUAAUUGAAAAUAUGUCUGUCAAUUAUUCUUCUGAAAAUACUUCCUCGCUGCAUUCUAUUCUGGAGCCCAUAAAAAGUUUUCUCGAAAGUGUACUGAUUCCAGUACUGGAAUCCUUGUCCACAACAACACAGCCUUCUAAAAUUUUCAGCGCUCACUCUGAAUUAGGCAAGAGCAAAAGAGCCACAGUGAUUCCACAUCAUAAAACUGCUGAAGAAUUAUUAAGCCUCUCAACGACAUCAACAAAAGUCCCCGCUGCAUAUGAUAUACUGCCAAGUACGGAAUUGGAUUAUGCAGCUGAUGAAGCUACUGUAUUACCCGAUAGAGCGUCAAUGGCAUCGCCUCCAAGACUUAGGUAUCCUGUAAUUCCAGAUGCAGUAAAAACGUCAGAGACGAAUACUGAUGUUUUGCCACAAAAUAGUCAAUCCACAGUAGAAAGUUUCACGUCUUCGUCAAGGGUUGGUUGUGGAAUAAGAUAUGAGGGAUAUGACAAUACUAGUCUGAGAAAAAUAUUUGAAGGCUUCGUUCUUGGAGGAUCAGAAACUAACUAUACUUGGCCUUGGAUGGCUUCUAUUCAUUCGUGGCAAAAGCCUACCGUCAGUCGUUUACUUUGUGGAGGAACGCUCAUCAGUCGACGACAUGUUCUCACAGCUGCUCAUUGCUUUGACGAUAACAGCAAGAUUAAGGUCAACUAUACUGUCAUGCUCGGAUCGAAAAGCCGAAUUCCUGAAACAGACGAUAAAAAUGUUUUUUAUGGGAGACAUGUGAGUGUUUCAAAUAUAAAAACACAUGAACAUUACGUUUCCAGAGUUCACUACCAUGAUAUAGCCAUCUUAACUCUCUCUGAAGACAUUGAAAUCAGCGAAAGAGUGCAGCCAAUUUGCCUACCCAAUGUGUCAGACACGGCGGCAGUUACGUCACGGGCUAAUGUUACAGUAACUGGCUGGGGACAUACGUCUUAUGGGGGAGAAAGCAGUAACAUUCUAAAAGAAGCCUCGUUGCAAAUUGUGGCCCUCAGCCGUUGUAAACUUGCUUAUGAAAACCUUAAAACUCGAGCUCUGUCUCAAGGUAUUACCACGAGUAUGAUAUGCGCUGGACAUCCUGAUGGAGGCGUGGACGCUUGUCAUGGGGAUUCCGGAGGUCCUCUAAUGAUCGAAAUAGAUUCAAGGUGGAUACAUGUAGGAAUUGUCUCGUUUGGCUUCUUGUGUGGUGUUGCAGAAUAUCCAGGCGUCUACACUCGAGUCUCUUCUUAUAUGCCAUGGAUUCAAAGAAUUGUAGCCGAAGAUAAUAACUGAGCACAAAUUAGAUUUUUUUUUAAAUAUACGUUCAGAUGUAUUUCUUACACUACUUCUGAACUCAGUCUGACAAUUCCAGAAAUUUUCUUUCUGCAUUUAGUAAAAAUAUUUCCUUUUUUAAAUCGAAUGUAACAAGAAAUAACCUUCGGCUCAUUCAUUCGCAUUUUCCUGUUUAUUCUUUGAAAUGGAAGAUAA
Stegodyphus dumicola is the source of this 1788-nucleotide messenger RNA. Its product is annotated as clotting factor G beta subunit-like. Gene Ontology annotation, molecular function: serine-type endopeptidase activity. The record is from RefSeq and is a predicted model, not a curated record. Lineage: Eukaryota; Metazoa; Arthropoda; Arachnida; Araneae; Eresidae. Gene Ontology annotation, biological process: proteolysis.